CCUGGCAGGCCGGAUAAAUGUCCUAGGUGGCCACAUGUGGCCCGAGGGCAGUAGUUUGAUGACGCCUUCUCUAACAUUUUUCCCCUCCUUCCCUUAUGUUCAAACUCUCCUUUCUACUGCCUCCUUUUCUUCAGUCUGUACAUGUGCCCCCCAUUCUCUCUAACCCAAAAACGUCUCUACCCUCUUUGCCCCCGAGCUUCCACCUCUUUUCUCUCCUUCCCUUCCCUUCCAAACUUCUCCCUUCAGUGCCACUUGCCCCCAUACCAUUUCCUUUUCCACCUCAUCGAAUUCGGCAGCUCCCUCUGCAACUCUCCUGAAGCUACCAGAUUUGCCAGGACCCAGUGGGUGCACACGUGGCAUCCAGACAGUUUGCUCCCAGCCAGACUCUUCCAGAUAAGCCUCCUUCAGAAUUAAACUGGGGUGAGUCUCUUUCUUCACCCCUCAGACAGAUGCCGCCCCUCCAUUUCCACACCUUGCCUGUGACGGGCUUGCCUCCCGGCGUGCCCUUCCCCCCCAGUGAGCUUGUCCCAGUGUUCCUCUUCCUUCAAGUCACAUCUCCACCAUGCUCUCCCUGAGCACCCAGAGUUGGCUUGAUCACUUCCUCUCGAAACAUCUCUGGUGGUCUAUGCUUGGGUCAUUCCUCUCACACUUACAGUCUUCCUUAUUCUGUUACAGGUGUUGUGUAUAUGUUCUGUCUUCCCAGUUAGGGUGUUUGCCUCUUAAGAGCAGGCCCUGUGUCUCAUGCCCCGGACUGUCCUCGAGGCCCAGUACUUUGUAGUUUUAAUAGUUCAGGAACAGUUGGUCAGCCCCUGAGGAGGGCAAAAUCGAUAAUAUCCAACUGGGAGCUUCAUCCCCACGUGGACUCGUGACCAGGUUUAGUUUGCUAUUAAUACUUCUGCUUCUCCGCUCUAAUACGACUGACCUGCCUCUCCCUCUCCUUUGGAAACCUUUCCUGAGCCAAAAUAGGAUGUCUUCCAUCUGGAAAUAUAGCUCUGUGAAGUGAAUCAUGUGAAGUCCCCCACACAAAACUAACUGUUUUUAUGUUACACUAAUCCAGACUUUAACUCACUCAUAAGCUUCACUUAGAAGCAAGGGCUGUGAGCCACUCUUAGACUCAGGCCAGUCCAUGCUCACUCAAAACACACUUCAGGUAAGAGGUGAAGGCACCCCACUCCUCGCCUAGAAUUCCCUUCUAGAAAAGCUUUAAAACUGACUUCAUUUUCCUCUGAAUGAAUUUGCCCCAAGGCUACGUAUCCAUUAGCUAUCUCAGGUGUUGAUUAUGAUGCAUUUUAAGGAGACAGGCAGAAAAGGUUGUUGCAAUCAGUGAACAUUUAGUAAAUUCUUACAAGUUAAGCAAUGUGUGUAUUUGUUACAGAGAACCAGGAAUCCAACACAAGUAAAAGAAGUAAUCAGCCCAGUUGGGUCAUUCUAGAAUGAUCUGGCCAAAACAGCUGAGGAUUCCCUGCCAGGGAAGCGUCUUGACAGGAACUUGCCUUUUUGGGGGGAGGUUCCAGAAGAGUCUUACUUUGUUCUCAUCCUCUGCCCAUGGUUCCUUUCUCCUCCCAGCUGCUUGAAGUAACUUGAUCAUGUUGCACAGUCCCAAGCUCUGAUCCCUAGGGUACCUGGUUAGUGAGUGUCCUUCUAGCUUUGGAUAUUUGUUUUUAUAACUCUUUCAUAUUCAAAAAUUCUAUUUGUUUUAUAAAAGGGAUGUCCUCUUUAAAGAAUUUCAAGGAUAAAGAGGGCUUUCACAAUUUAUUUUUAUUGUACUCACUUCUCUAUGAGGAAAAGGCUUUUCAUGAAUUAAAGGGCUCAUCUCACUGGCCAAAGUGGCACUUGGAGGCUUCCAUGAAGGAGACAGUCUAUGGGAUUCUGGUCAUCCAGUAAGCAAACCAACAGCUGGGUGUCUCUGGCUGUUGUACAGGAACUGGACCGCUGCUCAUUAAUGCAGAAGUGUAUUUGGUCACUAUCGGCAGAACUAAUGAUGCAAACAGAAAACAGUGUACAUGUGGUUGGACUCAUUUGUUCCAGGAAGACAAAAACUGCGUACGUGUGAAGCUGAGCAAUCGGAAGGCCAUGCACCAUUUUCUGAGCUACCCUUUUGCUCCUCAGCCACUGCCUGACUUUUUUGCCUUUGUUGUUCUUGGAAGCAGAGGGAUUUCGCUCAUCUCACUUCAGGGUCUUUCCAAUAAGGUGCCUCCUCCUUCUCCUCACAUUGUCAUUCAAACUCACCUUGGAAGAAGGAGUGCUUUACCUAUGAGGGACACACACAAGUCAGAAGAAAGUCGAGAGUAUUCGGCCAUCAGCUUCAGUCUUUUCUUUAAAGAAGCUCAACCAUGCCAAUGUAGUCAAAUUAAAAGAAGUUAUCAGGGAAAAUGACCACCUUUAUUUUAUCUUCGAGUACAUGAAGGAAAAUCUUUACCAGCUCAUUAAAGAAAGAAAUAAGUUGUUUCCCGAGUCUGCUGUAAGGAAUAUCAUGUAUCAGAUACUGCAAGGACUUGCCUUUAUCCACAAACACGGCUUCUUCCAUCGGGACUUAAAGCCUGAGAACCUCCUCUGUAUGGGACCAGAACUUGUGAAAAUUGCAGACUUUGGAUUGGCCCGAGAAAUCCGAUCAAGACCUCCAUACACAGACUAUGUAUCUACCAGAUGGUACAGGGCUCCAGAAGUGCUCCUGAGGUCUACCACCUACAGCUCCCCCAUCGACGUCUGGGCCGUGGGCUGCAUCAUGGCAGAAGUCUACACCCUCAGGCCGCUCUUCCCUGGGGCCAGCGAAAUUGACACGAUAUUCAAAAUUUGCCAAGUGUUGGGGACACCAAAAAAGACCGACUGGCCCGAAGGCUACCAGCUGUCAAGUGCGAUGAACUUCCGCUGGCCCCAGUGCGUACCCAAUAACUUGAAGACCUUGAUUCCCAACGCGAGCAGUGAAGCCAUUCAGCUCCUGAGGGACAUGCUGCAGUGGGAUCCCAAGAAACGGCCAACAGCUAGUCAGGCACUUCGCUAUCCCUACUUCCAGGUUGGACACCCACUGGGUAGCACCACACAGAGCCUUCAGGAUUCAGGAAAAACGCACAGAGACGUCCUGGAAAAGGCGGGCCCACCUCCUCAUAUGAAGCCAGCCCCUCCUGCCCAGCCCCCGACCAAGCCACACAUGCGGAUUUCUGCACGACAGCAUCAAGCCGGCCAGCCCCCUCAGCACCUCAUGUGCCCCUACAAGGCUGAGGCCUCCAGGACGGACCACCCGAGCCAGCUCCAGGAGGACCAGCCCAGCCCACUGCUUUUCCCCUCUGUCCACAACAAGAACCCUCAGCAGAAGAUUCUCGCUGGCCUAGAGCACAAAAAUGGUGAGAUCAAGCCAAAGAGCAGGAGAAGGUGGGGUCUAAUUUCCAGGUCAUCAAAGGAUUCUGAAGACUGGGCUGACCUGGAGGACUUCGAUUUCAGUCCAUCCCUCACCAGGAUUGACCUGAAAAACAAGAAGAGACAGAGUGACGACACUCUCUGCAGAUUUGAGAGCGUUUUGGACCUGAAGCCCUCUGAGCCGGUGGGCACGGGAAAUAGCGCCCCCACCCAGACGUCCCAUCAGCGGCGGGACACGCCCACCCUGAGAUCCGCAGCCAAGCAGCACUACUUGAAGCACUCCCGAUACUUGCCUGGAAUAAAUAUAAGAAAUGGAAUACUCUCGAAUUCGAGCAAGGACUUUACUCCACCUAAUCCAUGGUCCAGUUCUGGUUUGUCUGGAAAAUCUUCAGGGACAGUGUCAGUAAUCAGCAAAAUAAAUUCAGUUGGUUCCGGCUCUACAAGUUCCAGUGGGCUGACUGGAAACUAUUUCCCUUCCUUUCUGAAAAAAGAAAUGGGUUCUGCUGUGCAGAGGGUACACCUGGCACCUAUUCCAAAUCCUUCCCCUGGUUAUUCUUCCCUGAAGGCCAUGAGACCUCAUCCUGGGCGACCUUUCUUCCACACUCAGCCUAGAAGCACUCCUGGGUUGAUACCACGGCCUCCAGCCGCCCAGCCAGUGCACGGCCGGACAGACUGGGCCUCCAAGUACGUGUCUCGGCGAUGACCGACCGUCUUGGUGACAAAGCCCUUCGCUGGGAGAAGCAGGACACUUGCCCGAGGCCCAUCCGUGUUUUACCUGCAAGAAACGUGCAGAGGGUAUAAAAGCAAACAAACCAACGCUUUAUAGUUACUCUUCCGAACUAAGACAUUUCAAUAUUCUUUUUUAAAGUUGUUUUUUUUUAAAAUAUUGUUUUGAAUGCAAUACCCUUUUUUUGUAUAAAAUUAUUUUAUUCUAAAACUGGGUCCCAUUAUUUUCUUAAACAACAGCAUUUUGUAUAUAUGGAUUAUGUUUUAGCAUUUUAUACAGUCAACUUUGUAAUGGACUUUUUAAAGAUUAAUUGAUUUUCCUUUGGGGUUCCAGAUAAUAUUUUAUACAGAUUUUGAAAAAAAAAUGUAAUAAUAUUAAUGCAGUAUUGCAACAAGGGUGCAAUCGAAGGCUGUGCGAGAUAGAGAGUUAUUUACUCUGUGUGUGGAUAUUUGUAAAGUGGUUAAAUUUUAAAUGUGGCUCGUUAGGUCUUUACUUCAGGCUUUCUUGGACUGACACUAGAAAAGUGAUCCUCUGCUUUUCUUAAUAUCAUGUCAAAGGUUUGAUUUUUUUUUUUUUUGAUACCACUGUGCUGUUCUAAAAGUACUAUUAUGUAACUUUGUUUUAUUUUUACUCCCCAGAUGAAAGAACUCUAAGUAAAUUACAACAUCCUUUAAUGUGGUUGCAGAUAUCAAAUGAAACCAAACUUAAUCAUACUAUGCAACCACAUUCUAUUUUCUCCCAUUUUUGAAAUCAAAUUGUAUAAAUACCCAUAAAAGGAGAGACUUUUACACCAAAAGGUUCUCAACAGCUCUCAACAUAAACGUUAACACAGCCAAUGAAACUUCUAUCCCUGCCAAGAUGCUUGACCAAAAAACUAAGCAACAGAAAGAUUUUCGAUUAUAAUAACCGAAAUGGAAUUUUAUAUUCAGUUUCUCAGGCCUAGUUAGAAUAGCCAGUAAUAGCCUUCUGUCCUAGCCAAAUUCUCAGGACAAUCUGGGGAGCAGAAAAGAGUUAAUGGCAGAGAUUCCACUCACCUAGGAAGCCACGGUUGCCUGAUGGUAGUGUCCACAGCACGCCAUAUUUGAACUCCUAACCCUGGUGUAGUUUCUUUCAAGAGUGAGAACUCUAUUUGUUGGGCAGAGGGUGUUCCAUUGAGAGGAAUGUUUACAGCAAUUUUGAAAAUGACAAAGCUAGUUUGGAGACAGAAAAAAAAAAAAAAAAAAGAUCCACUCUCACCCAUCUCUGGGUGACACUUUUGCCCCUACUCAUGAUUACCUUAAAGGCAAGAGGGAAGGUCACCACCCGGGAACGCGAUGUGAUCUCAACAGUGGUGCCUUGACUCAUUCUCCCAAGGUUCAAACUACUCCCUCUUGGUUCCAGGUUCCAGGAGGCAGCAAGUUGAACCAUAUGAAAUGAUCAUUUUUUAGGUUAAAGUGGUGGGUUCAAUGGAGAUAGGCACUUUCACAUGGUUCAAUUUAAAAGUUGGUAAAUGACUGCUUGUAUUAAUAAUAUGUUGUAGCCUGAAUAAAUUACCAUGGUUUCAAAAGGGUCCUAACCUAAAAUCAGGGAGAAAUGUAUGUUUUGGAAAUUCUGACUCAAAAAUAUACUUGACCAAUCCCUUAGGGGCAUGAGAUAAGCACAGGAUGGAUGUGGAUUUGAUAGGUCAUAUUUUCUGUUUCCAAGCUGGUGGCAAAGCUUCAGAAAAUAUAUAUGCAAGCACAACUUGAAGCUGAAUUCAAUUCUGUAUUAUAUUCUCAAUUUAUUUCCUAAAGCAUCAGAAAAUGUGUUUUCAGAGAUGAGUCCUUUACUAUGAGGGUACUAUUUAUUUUCCUUUUCUGUAUUAUAUAUAAAAAGUAAAUGAAUCUUUAACCUUGCCGGAAAGCUGGGUUUAAAUUGUAAAUAUCCCUUAGAAAAGCAAAUACAUCGUUUAAUAUCAUAUUCUUGGUACUCUAGCUUAUGUUAAGGUCAUUACAUUUUUUUUCUAAUGAAAAAGCUAGUUACCUGGUUAUUACACAUUGUAAAAUUGUUUUUCUAAUACUUUUGUAGGGCUCAACUUCAGAAAAUAACUUCCUUCUUCCUUUUACUCUUUCCUUUGUUCACCAGCGAACAACUUCCCCCUGGGAAGCCAAACAUGUCUAUUCAUAUGAAAAUCAAGUAGCCAAGAUGUGUAGUUGAGCAAACUAGAAAGACUGAAGGAAAAAAAACAGCCUAAAUUCUAAAGAACUAGCAAAAUCCUAUGAAG
Molecule: messenger RNA, 6323 nt
Organism: Microcebus murinus (gray mouse lemur)
Lineage: Eukaryota; Metazoa; Chordata; Mammalia; Primates; Cheirogaleidae
Gene: CILK1
Product: ciliogenesis associated kinase 1
Biological process (GO): protein phosphorylation
Molecular function (GO): protein kinase activity; ATP binding
Source: RefSeq, a predicted model, not a curated record